Psylliodes chrysocephalus is the source of this 1200-nucleotide messenger RNA. NCBI's taxonomy places the organism in Eukaryota, Metazoa, Arthropoda, Insecta, Coleoptera, Chrysomelidae. The record is from the annotation of a GenBank genome assembly.
UGACGUGCCGAUGACUGACGUAUUUGCUAGUGUUUUUGUGAUUAUUCAUUGAUAUGAGAUAUUAAUUUGUUACUAGAAAUUUAGUUAACAAAAAUGUCUGAUAAAGAAGAAAAACUAACUCAAUUUACCUCAAUAACUGGAGCCGCAGAGGAUAGAGCAAAUUUUUAUCUAGAUUCAGCAGCUUGGCAGUUGGAGGUUGCAAUUGCAAGGUACUAUGAAAAUGACGGGGAUUCCGAUCCCGUAGAAGAGAUUCCUCAACCAGUGGAGCCCCCAAAGUCACCCAUAGUAAAAAAACCAAAAUCAAAGUCUAAAGUAAAAUCGUCUAAAUCAUCAAAUGUCGCGACAAUUAAAUCAAUAACAAGUUCUAGUGAAGACGAAGAGGAAGGGCAGGCAUAUUAUGCUGGUGGUUCUGAAAACAGUGGGCAACAAGUCUUGGGUCCACCAAAGAAGAAGGACUUUGUAGCAGACAUGUUUAAAUCUGUUCAGGAACAUGGAGUCGAAAUUCUCGAACCAAGUGCAUCAUCCUCAUCAAAUUCAAGAGCAUUUAGAGGAACUGGCUAUAAACUUGGUCAAGAUGAUAAUGAUACAGUAGUUGUUCCUGGUGUUCCAGAUCCUCCUCAACCAGCUGAGGUUACUUUAAGGCUAUGGCAAAAUGGAUUUAGCCUUAAUGAGGGAGAAUUAAGGCCAUAUACAGAUCCAUCUAAUAGAGAAUUUCUUGAAUCAAUUCGUCAAGGGGAAAUACCUCAAGAAUUGCGACAGGGAGCUACUGAGGUCCAUUUAGCAAUGGAAGAUCAUCGAAUGGAAGCAUUCAGAACUUCAAGGAAUAAAAGGUCAGCCUUUCAAGGACAAGGUUAUACACUGGGAAGCCCAGCACCAGCUGUUGUUGGUGAAUGUACUGAAGAAGAAAAACCUAACCAUGAAGCCAAAGCUAAAGAGCAGCUAAAUCUAGACAAUUCUAAGCCAGUAACAAGUUUGCAGAUUCGCUUAGCAGAUGGAUCUAGAUUACAAGGGCAAUUCAAUCACCAACAUACAAUUGCAGAAAUUAGAAACUUCAUUCAACAUGCAAGACCGCAGUAUAGAAAUCAAGCAUUUAAUCUUUUAUCUGCAUACCCAGCUAAGGUUCUGGAUGAUGCACAAACCAUUGAAGCAGCAGGACUUCUCAAUGCUAUCAUCAUGCAGAAAUUAGUGUGAAAUUCUCUG